AUGCCUACUCGAGAAAGCUGGAACAAGCGCGACAUGGCGGCUGUUGCGUGUGAGAAGGUUGUUUACUGUGGCAACAUCAAGUUCACAAUCACCAAGGACCAGUUCGCAACAGCCCUCUCUGACAAGGGCUUUGGCAACUGCAUUGUCUAUUGGCCCCCGCCCAAGAACUCCGACCAUCCUCAUGAAGGCUGGUGCAAUGUGCAGUUCCCGGAUCGCCACACCGCAGCCCGAGCCAGGGCUGAGUUGUCCGGAGCCUACAUUGGGGGACGCCCAAUCAAAACUGGCCCUGUCAAGUCUCCAAAUGCCGAUCCCAAGCCUGCGCCCGAACCGAUGGGCCUCGAUAAGGAGAGACAAGCUCAAGCACCACAGGGUGCUGAUACUGUUAAGGACGCUCUCGCUCUCUCAUCCGGUGCCCUCGCAUCUAUGGCGCUUACUAAGUUCCCAGGGGACUGGUAUCAUGUUCCCAUGGAACCGGAUCUCCCAGUGAGCUCCUUCAUGAGUUAUAUGCUCGAGGUUGAAGGGUUGUACAAGGCAGCUGAUAUUGUGGCCCGUCCUAUUAUCAGCAUCAAUGGCCCUGGCAUACUACACUCUACUCCUGUUCCAUCCCCUGCGCCGCACAACGACCCAUUCUGUCGGCCCUGGACCUACGUUGUGAAAGGAGACGCGGAGGGCCGUCAGAAGGAUGAUCGAAGACCCCCUAGACACCAGGAUGUGUUGAAUCGCGACGAGCCUUACAAGGACACCGCGCAUCUGUUUGCCUCGUCAAUCAAAAUGCAUAAACUCUGCAGUGGUGUUGAUUUGCAGCCUGGCCAACUUCUUGGUAGAGACCCUGAGGCACGUUCCCCUAUGUCUCAGUCAACAACCUUCGUUAAACCAUCGGAGCUUUCGACCAGUUCAUCGUCUGCCACUUGCCGCGCCCACAUGAAGCAGUACACGACCCCUUCGAUUGUUGGGCCUGGCUGGGGCGAUCAUACCCACUUCCGCCAAUGGCAGCGCCAUGGUCGCGUCAUCAAGCCAGACAUGGUGCCAAACACGACCUGGGAUACAACUGUUGGUUCUUCCUUUGAGCUUAUUUUGGAUGGUAGUAUGCCCGGUGCUGCUAAAAAGAUCACCAUUGAUGGGGUUGACCCUGCGAGUUGGGGCAUUGUUCGUGACGAUGAACUCAGGAGCGUGGUAGUUGCCAUGAAUCGCAAGACGACCGCAGCCGAGAUGCGACCAAAACCUCGAAAGGAGACGCCCCGGGACAAGAUCAACAAGCAGACGGGAUCAUCGCGGGACUGGAUUUACUCACCACAAAGCUCUACAGCAACUGGCCUUGCCAUUCUGCAAUGGGAAGGAAUGGCAUCCUCAUUCUCAGGGGGUAAGGAGGAGGAGGGGGAGGAGGAGGAGGAGGAGGAGGAGGAGGAAGAAGAAGAAGAAGAAGAAGAAGAAGAAGAAGAAGAAGAAGAAGAAGGAGGAGGAUUAUGA
Messenger RNA from Fusarium subglutinans, 1467 nucleotides. RefSeq lists its product as uncharacterized. The transcript has 5 exons. Lineage: Eukaryota; Fungi; Ascomycota; Sordariomycetes; Hypocreales; Nectriaceae. Gene Ontology annotation, molecular function: RNA binding. The coding region runs from base 1 to 1467 and encodes 488 amino acids. The record is from RefSeq and is a predicted model, not a curated record.